GUGUUUUGCAGCUCUGCUCAUGCGCUACUGAGGAGAUGCUGCUGAUCUGAGGCGUGCGCGUUGCGGCUGCUUUAUUUACACCCAUUCAACUCAUGCACCGCAUCACAGAAAAAGCCCUGUGUCAAGAUAUGGACUUUCUUAAGGGAUUAAUAUUGCUCUGCUGUGAUACAUCUCAAGCUCUGAAUUUGCACCGAAAAGCUGUUCUUCUGGACACUGUGAUAAGGAUUUAAACAGAAAAGGAUUUUUGUGACUUAUAAUCACAUUUUACUUGUGUGUCAGAAAUGCCCCCUUAUAUCAAUUGGUGCAUAAGGUGGGCUAUUUGCUUGUCCUUUGUUCUCGCACUGACCCCCAGGACAAGAACAUCGGCGCUGAAUUGUUGCAAAACGUGUAUAUGCGCCAGUAACUUUGUAAGUUGCUCCAAGGUGAACUUGACAACAGUGCCGUCUGACCUGCCCAGCUAUACGUCCGUGCUCGAUCUCAGCUUUAAUGAGAUAACCGGACUGCGAGAGAAAUGGACCAAGCAGAAACUCCCUAAUCUCCACAAUCUUUUGCUUAGCCACAACGGUUUGGAUUUUAUUUCCACCGAGGCUUUCGUCCACGUAAGACAACUGCGCUACCUGGAUCUGUCGUCCAACAACCUACGGCAGCUGGACGAGUACAUCUUUGAGCCACUGGGACAUUUGGAGGUCUUGCUGCUCUACAACAACCACAUCUCCCAGAUCGACCACACUGCCUUUACUGGUCUCAGCAACCUACAGAAGCUCUACCUGAGUCAGAACCUGGUGUCCCGCUUUCCUCUGGAACUGAUCAAAGACAAGAACCGACUGGAGAAGCUGAGUCUGUUGGAUUUGUCUUCCAAUCGGAUCAAAGUUCUCCCUAUUCAUGAUCUGCAGGCCUUGCCAGCCUGGAUCAAAAAUGGGAUGUACUUUCAUAACAACAGUCUCAUUUGUGACUGUGAGCUGUACAGUUUAAUGGCUCACUGGUAUAUCCGACGGCUCAAUUCGGCACUGGACUUUAAGGACGAUCACACCUGCGUGCAUUCUAACCCAGAAAAGCGAGUGCUCCGUGUGUACGAUCUAAGCAUUCAUUUGAACUGCAGCACCUUUAAAGAAAAAGAACAAGAGGCUUAUUUGGAGCAGUCAAUGAACCUCACCUGUGAUACUCGACAUCGAGAUGUGUCUAAAACCUGGAUGCUACCUGGCAACGUAGUGCUCCACCCUGGCAAUAACCACAGUGCCACGGUUCACAAGGAUGGAAGCCUUGAGCUAACAUCUGUAAGACCUGAGGACUCAGGUGUGUACACGUGCUUUGCUGUGAGCGAAUACCUUAAUGAAACGCUCUAUGUGGUAGUGAAGGUGCACAACUUCACCCUCAGUCCCAACAAUGAGACCCUUAACACAGCGUACACAACUUUGGUUGGCUGCUUGGCUAGCGUGGUCCUGGUCCUUAUCUAUCUCUACCUGACACCCUGCCGCUGUUUUUGCUGCCCCGAUCAAGGCAAAUUGAAGAACGCUCAUGAAGACAGCAUCCACUCCUCUAUGCUAAGUGUGACCCCGACACAUGAGGAUAUGGCAACCAAAGCAGAGCUCAACAGGCACGUGGCCUUCAUAGACCCCAAAGACCUGCAGGGACAGAAUGGAAAGGUGAAUCCAAACGGUGAGGAGGAAGUGGACGAGGAAGCCAUGCAGGGAAAAGGAAAAAGAAAGAAGUCUGUGGCAGACUCCAUUAGUUCAGUCUUUUCCGAUACUCCCAUUGUAGUCUGAUGGAAAGCUGUUCAUGUCCACGUUAGACAUAGCCAACUGUGAUGGAUGGGUAUUUUGGAUUGAUUGCUGUGAUAAAAAGAAAGAAGUACAAAGUUCUCGUGUUCGGCUGUAUCUGCAAAACUUUUCCAGCAUUUUAAUCUGUAGCACUUAAGUAUAUACUGUGAAAAGGUCCUGCCAUAUUUGUGGACUCUAAACUUGAAACGUUUAGAUGUUCCUGGGAGUUUGAGCCCAGUAGGUGUAACUAGAGGUAGUCUGAAAUAUAUACAAUGAAUGAUCAGAACUAGAAAGCUAGGUUUCUGAGACAUCAAUACAUUCAGUAUAUAAUCAUUUCAAAUCUUAAGCAUGAGCUUUGCAGACUGCUAGUGUUAAGAGGAAUGUAAGUAGAAUGAAAUCCAUUGUAGCUAAAAGAUCAUAUUUACCACAUCUAAUGCUAACUGACCAGCCUUAUCACUUUAUGUAAAGCCAUAUCCAGUUGGUCAUUACAGUGGGAGAGAAAUGCACUGCUGCAUUAUAGACUCGUAGGAUGUGGAGUCACAGGAAUUUGAUGAAGAAAAUGUCUACAAAGAGUUUGUCUAUUACUGUGGAAGAUUUAAGAAGAGUUGAACGAUAACCAACCUUUUGUGGACUUAUUCACUUUUCCAACCUUUCAAACUUGUAUUUAAUACUUUAUAUCAUUCAUUUAUGUAACAAAUAACACACUUGCCCAUAUAAUUACUGUUACAUUCAAGAAUUUUAGAAAAAAAUAAUUAUUUACAUAAUUCUUCAAAAAAUAAUAUUAUACAAUAUUAGUAAAAAAAAAAACAGUAUUUGUCUCAUGAAAAUACUGGAUUGGCUCGUUGAAUUCAGUCUUGGUCUAUCUCAAUUCAAAUAUUUAAAGGUAUAGUUCACCCCAAAAUACAAAUGAUUUCAUUAUUUAUUCACCCUCAAGUUGUUGCAGACCUGAAUAAAUUUCUUUGUUCUGUUGAACACAAAAGAAAAUAUUUGUAAUCAAGCCGGAAGCAGGACCACCGUUGACUUCCAUAGUAGGAAAAAUAAUACUACGCAAGUCAAUGGUGCAUUGCUUAAAAUGUCUUCCUUUUUCUUCAGCAUAACAAAUGAAUCAAAUUGACGGUGUAUAAAUGAUGACAGAAUUUUCAAUUUUAGGUGACCUUUUAUUUAAAUGUUGUAUAUCAAUCAUAAUUUCAUAAGACAGUCCCUCCAGAAAAACGCGAUAUGCCAUCGCAUGAUUCAACUCAUAAUCAGCCAAAGUCCGCAAAUCUAUGCGGGAGCCGCAUAAAUUGCAGAUUUUCGUGUGCAAAAUAUGCAGGGAUUGCAUGAUUUCAUAAUCCCAGCAUUUUCGUAGCAAAAAUCACAUAUAUCUUAACAGAAAGUUGAAAAAUUUAGCAUUUACUUUACACAAGCGCAGCCAUGUCCGCUGUUGCCAUGGGAACGUUAUGAAGUGACGUGAUUAUGUGACGUGUAAACAUCAUUGAAAAGUUGCAAAAGCUGAAUACUGCACAAGCUUGUUUUUGCAAGUUCCCACAAUUUCAUUGCAUAAAAAUCCCACAUAUUUCAUUGCAUUUUUAAAGAAAACAUGCCGCAAGAUCAAGGAUUUUUGCCCGCAAUAAUCACAAUAAAACUCUGCGUUUUUCUGGAAGGACUGAUAAGAACAUACAUGGGCUUCUAUCUCCAGAACAAAUUCUAUUUGUAAUUGUAUUGCAAAGGCCCCCCUUCGCAUGCAAAAAGUCAAUUUCAUCUGUCAUGACAACCAGCCAGUGACAUAUUACCAAAAUGCUAAUGAAAUCUUUUAUUAGAAUGAGGUGUCCAUCUGCCCGUGUUCUCUUCAUUAAAGCCGAGAUGAUUUCAGACUGGAUUUAAAAGCCAAAACAGUUUCAGACCUCAUUUCGGUUGCGUUCAUUUGCACUUGUUGUAAUCACUGCUGACUCAUCCAUUGUCAGAAUGGAUGUCAUUUUUUCUGGAAUCACUGGAGCGCCAAGAUGACAUGCCAAAGGCAGAGGGAAUUCAUUUAUUUAUUGAAAUAGGUUAUUUAAAUGCAUUUUCUGAAAGAAUAAAAAUACAAGGUUUAACUCGCGUCAAAAAAUGUGUCUACCACACAUGCUAUUUCAGCAAAUGUGGUGCUCAGUUGACUCCCUAAUUUUCUCACUUUCUAAAUUAUGUCAGGCCUUCAGUGUUCUCACAAAGACCAAAGUUAUAUUUGCAUUAACAAUAGCAUAGGAAUCUAAACGAGAAUGUUAUGAAUCAUGAUUUAACAAUGCGUAAAGCUUGCUGGCUGUGUUCAGUGAAGGCGUGUCAGCUGCUAGAUCCAUCCUGGCAAUGACAACGAGAGAUAGUGUAACACUGUUUCCGGUGUUGUCAUAUUUAAAAUGCGCACAGGAUGGUUUACAUAUAUAACUCAACCAGAUCUUCUCGUCCCUGUGGAGCUCUCAGAUGAAAUCCACGAAUGCAAUAUUAUACACCACAAGUAAACCAGGGUGUGGAAAAACAGUGAUGUCAUCUGAAAUCUGAGAACCUUAAGGAUUUUGAUACAUAUACACAUACAUAUAUACAGUCUAUUUUUUAUUUUUUUUGGACAUUUGCAUUAACCAUAACCAACAGGCUUUGAUUUGGUUUAGCGAGAACAAUCUUUUCUCUUUCUCUAGUUAAUUACAUCCUGUUUUCUGAAAAGAAAGAGAGAGAGUGGGUGAAGCUAUUAAAUGUUUGAUAGGUGGAUGAACUCACAAACAGUAUUAACUCAGGGAGUGGGAAUGACAGAUAAUAACAGCUAUGGCAGACUGCAGUUAUGGGCAGCAGUUACGAUCCCUUACAAGUCUCUCCAGCUGCGAUCCAAAAUUAGUGUGGAGGGGAGGGAAAGGCUUUCCCAUCACAAACCCUGUGGGAAGAGGGCCAAAGAUCUCGCAAAGAUCCUUCUGGCAAGAGACAGAACAGCCAGCAGCUUUCACCCCCAUUGCGUGUUCAUCAAAAAUGUGUGUUGUUGGCUAUUUUGCUAUGAACAGAGAUGUUGUGCAAGACCAACGCUCAUUACUCAGCAUUUGACAGUGCAUCUGUGCUUUUGUAUGUGGAAACCGUAUUUGUUUUUUUUCUGUGUUUAUGAGAUUGUGUCAUUUUGAGUAGCUUGUUUCCUUCAGGGUCCAAAGAGGCUGAAUUCCUUGUUGUUCUGUGUAUUGUCGUUUCUAUACAAUUGUCUAGAUUCCAGUUGUGGCUAUAAGAUAUUGGUAAACAUAUUUUAAUGACACUGACUGUAAAGUCUUUUUCUUUCAUGAAGUAUUUUGAAAUCUGAUCACUAUUUGUCAAUUAUAUGUUGGUAUUUUAGACAAAUGUUGAGAAGUCUGUAGUUUAUAAAGCCAUUACAGUCUGUAUCCACUGAAGGGAUAUUGAUUAUAACCUUUCAAAAUGUUGUCGUUAAAGAUGCACCGAUAUUAAAAAAAAAAAAAAACAUCUAUACGAUUAUUCAGACUGAUAUUGUAUGAUACCGAUAGUUUGGUGGUUAACUUGCAUUAACAAUAACAUCUGAAUGUUAUUCAUUUAUAUAAUGAGCAUUAAUAUUAAACAUUAAACUAGUGAUGUCUCUUUACAUUUUCUAUACAAGGAGCUCCAAUUCAUUGGAUUUUCCUGUUCUCUUUUGAUUGACAGGAUAUAUUGGUCACGACUAUCGGCUGAUAGUGUGAAAAUUAGUUUUAUCGACCGAUACCGCUUUUUGGCUGACUUAUCGGUGCAUCUCUAUCAAACUUGAAAACUGGGGAAUAUUAAAAAUAGGUGUUCAUCAUGUUUAAAGGUGAUGUGUGUAAUUCGUUUGAUGUAACAAUAUGUUCUCCUAACCAUUCGUAGGUUGAUUUAUCGAAAACUGUAAACUGUAUUGCUCUGUUUUUUGAGCAUCUUGACCAGCCUGACAUAGCAACAUUGGCUCAACCAAUUGAAUGAAUGUGGGGCGGGACUUUCUGUUUCACUGACCAAUAGGGAAAAUAACACAAUUCACCUCUAAAUUCACUUAGUUUUAUAUGACCUUCAAGGACUCAAAAGCACUUGAUUCUUGAAUAGUUUUGUGACUGUGAUAUUUUAGGAUUUGAGCAGGUAAAAUACAGAAUGAUUUAGUUUGGUUUCUAACACAUUAAUAAAGACAUAUCUAAAGCGGUGUGCUGAUAUCACAUAAACUGUUUAAACCUUAACCUGUUUGAGCUUGAAAGCCUAAAUUUCUUCAGUUUGUCCAGUGUUAGAACGAGAAAAUCUUAUUUAGUCAAUAUCAAAAACAGGACUAAUGUGUUUUGGAUGGCACAUAUUUCUGGACCUGAAUGAAAGUCUUCUCCCAAUGGAAGGUUCUUGUAGAAAAGUAUUAUUUAUGAAUAAUAUGACAAUAUCAAUAAAAAGUGUAAUAUAC
Molecule: messenger RNA, 6135 nt
Organism: Paramisgurnus dabryanus
Lineage: Eukaryota; Metazoa; Chordata; Actinopteri; Cypriniformes; Cobitidae
Gene: amigo1
Product: adhesion molecule with Ig-like domain 1
Biological process (GO): brain development
Cellular component (GO): membrane
Molecular function (GO): protein binding
Source: RefSeq, a predicted model, not a curated record